GCACUUUUCCGAAACCGGACUAAGUUCAGACCACUUCUCAGUUAUUAAUAUUAUUACCAAAAGUGAAAGCCUAAAAUUUCCCAUUUUUUCUUUUCUUUUUCAACUUCACAAGGAAAAAAGUGAGAAAAAGCAUUGAAGGAUAAUAUUAGUGUUAGCUUAAAAAAAGAGCCGUAAUUUUUAGUUGUGUGAUUACCUUCGCUUCUUUUUCAAGCUUAAAUUUUUACGAUUCGAUUUGGGGUACUGCAAAUUUCUUCUUUGUUUUGUUCUUUCCCUUCACAUUCUCCGGUGAGAGAAAUCUGAGAAUUUGUAAAUUUUCUUCUUUUAGCAGCUUUUCCAAUCUGGGUACUGCAAAUUCCUACUAAAUCGUGCUCAAGAACCUUACUUGCGUAGAUCCUGAUUUAGCUCCAGGGUUUGCUUAGCUUUAUCAAAUCCUUGGUUCCUGAGCUUAUCCCAAGUUUGGUUAAAGUGGUUCUUUAGAGAUCUCUGUUUUUUUAGAUGCGUAAAAGUGGUUUCUUUGAGAUUUGAAAAUGAUGGAGAGAAAAAGAGAAAUGGGGAUUGCUCAUUUCGCGCGUAGGAUUAAACAACCACGAGGGAUUUGGGUGAAGAUGACGUUUAUAGUUGUUUUGGGUAUCUGCUUCGUCUUCUUCUGGUCCUUCUUAUCUUCCUCUGCUUCUUCUUUCAAUGUUCAGAGAGAAAGCUUCGACGAUAUAGCUGAACCAGUGUCAUCUCGCACUAAGUCAGCUCACGAGGUAUCUGAAUCUAGCAAAUUACAUGAGAGAGGUGAAGUUGAAUCUGGUUCAAAAUCUAAAGAAGGGAAAAAAGUUGGAGGUGGGUUUAUUCAUAAACAUGAAACCAAGAAAAAGAAAGAGCAUAUUGUGUCUCAUCCACAUAAGAAGAAGGAUGUACCAAAGCCUGUGGUAGAAGAAGUUGUGGUUAAGGAGGAUCAAGAACAUGAAGAGGCGGAAUCUGACAAUUCUGAUCAGUUUAAUAAGGAAGAUGGAGAAGAAGGAACUGAGUCAGAUGGCAAUGAAGGAGAAUCUGAUGGAAAUGGGGAUGAUUCAAGUGUAUCAGUUGAUGAAGAAGUGGAAGAAAAGAACGAGGAAGUAACUGUAACCGAAAUAAGUAAAAAGAGGAAGAGGAAAGGUCCGGUUUUUGAUCCUAAAGCUGAGUAUAGCUGGAGAUUGUGUAACACUAGGAGCAAGCACAAUUAUAUGCCAUGUAUUGAUAAUGAUGGGUUAAUAGGGAGGCUUCAGAGUUAUAGACAUAGAGAGAGGAGUUGUCCUAAGAAACCAGUUAUGUGUCUUGUUCCUCUACCACAUGAUGGCUAUGAUCCUCCUAUUUCCUGGCCUGAGAGCAAAUCUAAGAUAUUGUAUAAGAACGUGGCACAUCCAAAGUUGGCUGCAUAUAUUAAGAAGCAUAAUUGGGUGAAUGAAACCGGUGAAUACCUAACUUUUCCACAGAACCAGACUGCGUUCAAUGGAAAUGUUCUACAGUACCUUGAAUUCAUUCAAGAGAUGGUACCAGAUAUUGAAUGGGGAAAGAAUGUUCGUAUAGUAUUGGACAUUGGAUGCUCAGAUUCAAGUUUUGUAGCUGCAUUGCUGGAUAAGGAUGUUUUGACAGUGUCUCUAGGCUUAAAGGACGAUCUAGUCGACUUAGCACAGGUCACUCUUGAGCGCGGGUUUCCUACUUUAGUCAGCUCUUUAGCAAGUAGAAGGCUUCCUUUUCCUAGUGGAGUCUUUGAUACCAUUCAUUGUGCUGCUUGCAGAAUCCACUGGCAUUCUCAUGGUGGUAAACAUCUUCUGGAGAUGAACAGGAUUUUAAGGCCUAAUGGAUACUUCAUUUUGUCAAGUAAUAAUGACAAGAUUGAGGAUGAUGAAGCGAUGACUGCAUUGAUAGCUUCUAUUUGUUGGAAUAUUCUUGCACACAAAACCGAAGAAGCAAGUGAAAUGGGAGUGAGAAUAUAUCAGAAGCCAGAAUCAAAUGAUAUUUAUGAACUGAGAAGGAAGAUAAACCCACCUCUUUGCGAGGACAACGAAAACCCAGAUGCAGCCUGGUAUGUGCCGAUGAAAACAUGUAUACAUGAAAUACCGUCGGCUAUAGAACAGCAUGGAGCAGAGUGGCCUGAAGAAUGGCCAAAGAGACUUGAAACAUACCCUGAGUGGUUAACCAGCAAAGAGAAAGCCAUUGAAGAUACAAAUCAUUGGAAUGCUAUGGUAAACAAAUCUUACCUCACUGGAUUAGGCAUCGACUGGUUACAAAUCCGGAACGUGAUGGACAUGACAGCAAUCUAUGGCGGAUUUGCGGCAUCACUGGUGAAGCAAAAUGUGUGGGUAAUGAAUGUAGUGCCUGUUCAUUCACCAGACACACUUCCUUUCAUAUACGAAAGAGGCCUGCUCGGUAUAUACCAUGAUUGGUGUGAAUCAUUUGGAACAUAUCCAAGAUCUUAUGACCUUCUUCAUGCUGAUCAUCUCUUUUCGCGGCUCAAAAACAGGUGUAAGCAACCGGCUUCGAUCGUGGUGGAGAUGGAUAGAUUGACAAGGCCUGGAGGUUGGGUGGUUGUGCGUGACAAAGUGGAGAUAUUAGAGCCAUUGGAAGAGAUAUUAAGAAGCUUGCAUUGGGAGAUUCGAAUGACUUAUGCUCAAGACAAAGAAGGAAUGUUAUGUGCCCAAAAGACAUUGUGGCGUCCAUGAUUUUUUUACUUUUGUUACUGUCUGUCUGUACAUCAUCUAUCAGCGGUUACAGUCGAAUUAUUUGUAUACAUCUUCAUCUUUUACACAACCUGUCUAGGUCUUGUUUGUUGUCGGAAAACAACACGGCGUUCUCUUGACGAUUUAACAAAAUGUACAAACGGAAAUCAUUGUGUCCAAAUAUCAGCUUUUGUAAAAA
Molecule: messenger RNA, 2886 nt
Organism: Arabidopsis lyrata subsp. lyrata
Lineage: Eukaryota; Viridiplantae; Streptophyta; Magnoliopsida; Brassicales; Brassicaceae
Product: probable methyltransferase PMT28
Exons: 8
Coding region: 528-2690 (720 amino acids)
Cellular component (GO): trans-Golgi network; endosome; cytoplasm
Molecular function (GO): methyltransferase activity
Source: RefSeq, a predicted model, not a curated record